GAAGUCAGCUGACGCGGCGUUGCGGAGGUCACGUGAUGGUGGGCGGAGCGGCGGGCGCAGGCGCAGAUCUUGGACGGCUGGGUCAGCUGACCCGAGGGGGAGUUCGAGCGGAUUUAGGCCUGUCUGUGGCGUCUCGGAGACGCUGCCGCAGCCAUGGCCAGUCAGUCGCAGGGCAUCCAGCAGCUGCUCCAGGCCGAGAAGCGGGCCGCCGAGAAGGUGUCCGAGGCCCGCAAGCGAAAGAACCGGAGGCUGAAGCAGGCCAAAGAAGAAGCCCAGGCUGAAAUUGAACAAUACCGCCUGCAGAGGGAGAAGGAGUUCAAGGCCAAGGAAGCUGCGGCUCUGGGAUCCCAUGGCAGUUGCAGCACUGAAGUGGAGAAGGACACCCAGGAGAAGAUGACCAUCCUUCAGACUUACUUCCGGCAGAACAGGGAUGAAGUCCUGGAUAACCUCUUGGCCUUUGUCUGUGACAUCCGGCCAGAAAUCCACGAGAAUUACCGCAUAAACGGAUAAGGGAAGAGCGCUGUGCCGUGGAUUGGCAUUUUAGAUGCCUUCAUAGAAUAUGAGGCUUUAGCAAGGCUUGGGUUAUAUUCUUGUGAAAAGGCAUUAAAUUAUUUCUGUAUAUUAUAUAAUAGGUCCCUUCACUUUUUGCAGAAUAGCAGUUGUAGCUUCUUUGUACAAACUUAUAGCCUAUCCAAAGAUUUUAUCUUUUUACCUCAUAUUUCUUAGAAACUUAAUGGGUAUAUGUUGUCUGUUUUCCUAUGCCUUUUUGCUCAAGUGGCAUAUUAUGAACACUGACUUUUUCUUUCUUAGAUAUAUAUAUUUUUUUUAAUUUUAAGUCAUAGCUUUAUGUUGCAACUCUACUUAUUCAAAAGUUAGAUCAUGAAGGUUCCUUCCUAUGACCUUAGAUAUAGUUUAAAAAAAAACAAUUUUCUUAAGAAAGAAAGGGAUUAAAUAUUUUUUUUUCCUUAAAUCUUUCUUGAAGGUCAGGGGCUUUAUCUAUGAAAAAGUAGUAAAUAGUUACUUGUAACCUAUGUGAACAGCCAGCCUUAAAAUAGUCCUUUCCGGCUAAGAGUUAGAACAGUGGGUACUAGUAUUGGGCUGCUUUUGGUUUCUCUUAUUUAAAAUUACUAGAUGAUAGAAUUCAAAACUUGUUACAUGUCACUACUUGGUGUACUGAUAGUGUACUAAUAAUCAUUUAAAAGUCAAGACUCUGUCAUGCAUAUUUUUCCCCUCUGCUUCAUCCUCUUUGAUAAUGCAAACUGCACUUUGACCCAGAUGUUCUGCAGAAUUUCAGUAAGGAAAUUAAAUUAGCACAUGUAUCACACACAUUAACAUACAUACUUAGAAAAUAUUCAUGGUACGUAUCUUAGCAGGAAGGAAAUCACUUGUGAUUUCACCCAACAACUGUUUCGAAAAACAUCAAGCAGGGGACUUCCCUGGUGGUCCAGUGGUUAAGAAUCCACCUUCCAAUGCAGGGGACAAGGGUUCGAUCCCUGGUCAGGGAACUAAGAUCCCACAUGCUGCGGGGCAACUCAGUCCUCGCUCUGCAGCUACUGAGCCUGUGCGCUCUGGAGCCUGCUCGCUGCAAUGAAGACUCAUUGCAGCCAAAAAAUUUAAAAAAAAGAGCACACCAAAAAACCAGCAAGCAACUAGUAGAUCUGAAGUUUGCUUUUUCUCUAGAGCUCCCUGUCCUGGGGCAGCCUUGGAUGGGUUAUCAAGCAUAUUUCCUUCCUGGUGGGCUAAAUGCUCAGUGCAGUACCUAUUAGUAACUUCACUCUAGCACUUAAGAAUUAAAUGCCCUCUGAGCUUCCCUGGUAGCGCAGUGGUUAAGAAUCCGCUUGCCAACGCAGGGGACACGGGUUCGAGCCCUGGUCUGGGAAGAUCCCACGUGCCGCGGAGCUACUGAGCCUGCGCUCUAGAGCCUGCCUGCUACAACUACUGAAGCCCACGUGCCUGGAGCCCAUGCUCUGCAGCAAGCGAAGCCACCACAACGAGAAGCCCAUGCACCGCAACGAAGAGUAGCCCCCGCUCACCACAGCUAGAGAAAGCCCACGCAGCAAUGAGGACCCAAUGCAGCCAAAAAUAAAUAAAUUAUAUUUUUUUAAAAAAAUGCCCUCUGACCCACUAGAAGCUGUAAGUCUUCGGCUGCAAGAUAAUUUCUGGUACAUAGAAACAAUUGAAAGAACAUCGUGCUGAAACUACGGGGGAAUUAGAUGGCCUUUUAAAAAAUUGUAUCUUUUAUGUGACUGAGGAUGGGUGGAUCUCAGGCCACUUCUGUCUCUAGUUGCUGUUCCCUCUUACAGAAUUCCUCAUAAGAAUUUUCUAUACGAGCUUUUCCAUUUUUUACUGUUCAAGCACUCCAGUCAGGCUUGCCAUGCCAUUGAAACUGCUCGUCAGGGUCAGCAAUGAUGACCAAGUUGGCGUCCAAUCCUCUGCCUGCUUGACCUUCAGUAUCAUUGGACAGGAUCGGCUGUUCCUUCUUGAGCCACUUUCUUAGCCUCCCUUCUGCAGCCAUGAGCUGCCUUGCCUCUCCAGUCUCUUGCUGGCUCCUCCCAAUCUUUUCCUGUGGUUUUGUUCUUGGAUGUCUCUACAUCCCCUUUUGAGACCAUCUACAUUUCAUGGCUUUGGUACCAUCUAUAUUGAAGACCCAAAUUUAUAUCUCCAACUCUCCUGAACUCUAGAAUUCUCAGAUUGCUUAUUUGAUAUUUUCAUUUAGUUAUCUAAUAAGCAUCUCGAUCCUAAUAUGUCCCAAACUAUACCUGGUUUUGUUAGGACUUUACUCCUGGUAUUGCUAAGUGUAUCCAGACCACGGUCAGCAGUGUCCUUGACCUCUACCCACUGGAUGCCAAUAGUACCCCGUCAGUUGUGACAACCAAAAAUGUCCCCAGACGUGGUCAAAUGUUCCCUGGGGACCAAAACCACCCAGUUGACAACCACUUUUAAAGCAACAACAAAAUUAAUUGAAAGUACCACAUGAUCCCUGGAACAUUCUAGGUACUCAAAAAAUGUUUCCUAAUUUUCUAAAAUUUGGUUGUUUUCUCAUCCUAAUCAUCCUUGAUUAUAUGUCUAAUAAUAGCUCUUAUUUGUUGGUAUAGGAUAUACUCUGAAGUCUCAGUGGCUUAAUACAACAAAGAUUUCUUACAAUGUUUGAUACAUGUUGGGUGACCAAGGCAGCUGUUCUCCAUGUGGUGAUGCAGUGAUUCAGACCAUUUCCAGUUUGUGGCUCUACCAUUUUAGCACAUGGUUCCCAUGAUUCCAGAGGCAAGGAAAGAAAAAGUUGGCACACAUGCACCAGCUCGUCUAUGCUUACGUCCUGAAAUAAAUGACACUUGUUCUAAGCUCAUUGACCCUCGUGCGUCAUAUGAGCCAACCUGACUGCAAGGGAGGCUAAGAAAUAAGGCACAUCCUGUGGUUAUUUGGUGAGUAAAAAAUCUCUCUGCUAUAAUUGCCAACAGUAGCUCUCUCCAUGCCAGCUAGUGACCACGUGCAUUGUUCACGAGCAAUAAUAUUUUGAAAGGCAUCUUUUUUCCUUAGUAGUGGGUCUCAACAGUGGGUUUCAAAUGUUCAGUAAACCAUGUUGUAA
Balaenoptera musculus (blue whale) is the source of this 3583-nucleotide messenger RNA. RefSeq names its product ATPase H+ transporting V1 subunit G1 (gene ATP6V1G1). The coding region runs from base 154 to 510 and encodes 118 amino acids. Gene Ontology annotation, biological process: proton transmembrane transport. NCBI's taxonomy places the organism in Eukaryota, Metazoa, Chordata, Mammalia, Artiodactyla, Balaenopteridae. Gene Ontology annotation, cellular component: vacuolar proton-transporting V-type ATPase complex. The record is from RefSeq and is a predicted model, not a curated record. The transcript is spliced from 3 exons. Gene Ontology annotation, molecular function: proton-transporting ATPase activity, rotational mechanism.